This is a messenger RNA of Dovyalis caffra, 1212 nucleotides long. Lineage: Eukaryota; Viridiplantae; Streptophyta; Magnoliopsida; Malpighiales; Salicaceae. The record is from the annotation of a GenBank genome assembly.
AUGUACCGUCCAAUUACAGCAAAAGUUUUUCGACUAUUGACAUCACCAGAGCCCGUGCUCUUCAAUUCCCGCCAAAUUUCUUCUUGGCUUCUCUCAGCUGGAAAGAUGAGUAGUGGAAAAGACAGCACAAGUGAAGAUUCAAGCCCCAGUGCUGUGAAAAGGGGGGCUGGCAUCAGGUCGAGGCCUUCGCCUGAUCAUAUUGAUCGGAGGGAAUGUAAAUGUGCCCCGGAAACUAGUAACAAUAGUUUAGGUUUUAAUCGUGGAAGUUUCGGUAAAAGGAGAAGUAGAAUUGAUCUUAGAUCAGAGCAGAGGACCGGGGAUAGUAACUCAUCAAAAUGCCAGAAGAACAUCCGUGCUCGCGUUGAAAGAUCUAAAUCUGGCCAGAGCUAUUGUAAGCAUGCCGCAAGUGCCAAUCAUGUUAAGGCAUUUGAUAUCUGCCUUCCUAGCAGUAGUGAUUCUGCUGGUUUAAAAUCCUUGCUUGAAAUGGAGGAAUUCCAGGAGAAUGUUGAGGACCCCAUUGAAGAGACUAGACAAGGAGUGUUGCAGCCUGGGAUGGUUCUCCUAAAACAUUAUAUCUCCCUCAAUGAUCAGAUUGAAAUAGUGAAGAGCUGUCGAGAACUUGGUCUGGGCCCAGGGGGUUUUUAUACUCCUGGUUACAAAUAUGGAGCAAAGCUUCGUCUGCAGAUGAUGUGUCUUGGUCUCAACUGGGAUCCUGAGACGAGAAAAUAUGAAGAUCGACGCCCAAUUGAUGGUUGUAAGCCUCCUUCUAUUCCCCAUGAAUUUAAUCAGUUGGUUGAAACAGCAAUUCAAGAUGCACAUGCUCUCAUCAGAAAGGACAUCCCAUUAAGCAAUGUGGAAGACAUGCUUCCUGCAAUGUCUCCAGACAUAUGCAUUGUGAACUUCUACACAACCAGCGGGCGACUUGGGCUCCAUCAGGACCGUGAUGAAAGCAGAGAUAGUCUUGACAAAGGACUGCCUGUUGUCUCCUUUUCUGUGGGCGAUUCUGCAGAAUUUCUCUAUGGGAAUCAGAGGGAUGUGAACAAGGCAGAUAACAUUGUACUGGAAUCAGGAGAUGUAUUGAUAUUUGGUGGCAAGUCCAGGCAUGUAUUUCAUGGUGUAACCUCCAUAAUCCCAAAUUCUGCACCCAAGGCUUUAAUUGAAGAAACCGGGCUUUGUCCUGGCCGUCUCAAUCUAACAUUCAGACGGUAUUGA